Molecule: messenger RNA, 1167 nt
Organism: Kluyveromyces lactis
Lineage: Eukaryota; Fungi; Ascomycota; Saccharomycetes; Saccharomycetales; Saccharomycetaceae
Gene: INN1
Product: Inn1p
Exons: 1
Coding region: 1-1167 (388 amino acids)
Source: RefSeq, a predicted model, not a curated record
AUGAGCAAUAACGUGAUAACCGGAGCAAAUGGUCGAUUAGAUGUUUAUGUGAGUAAAGCGAAGGACCUUCCAAAUCUAAGAAAGUUAGACAAGCAAGAUCCUUUCGUCAAGUUAAGAGUAGCUCAUCUUACGGAGAUAUCUCCAGUGAUAUACAGAGGCGGCCAAACUCCAAAAUUUGAUUACCAUUGUGUUUUUCAACUAACGCCCGAUAUCAAGCCUCUACUCUGCGUUGAACUGUACGAUGACCAUGAUCACAAACAUGGUUCGAAGCUCAUUGGGAAGUGCGAUGUUGAUCUUUUGCCUGCAUUACUAAGUGACCCUGAAGAAGGCCAUGAUAGGUGGUAUCAUCUGAAGAGGGGUCCUUUGGAAGCUGGUAAGGUGUAUAUUGAAUUGACUUUUGUUCCAAAUAACAUUAGCGAAGACAGACGCGACAAUGUUCCAAAAAUAAGUUCCAGUGUACAGUCCAGGUCAGUACCACCACUACCGUCAGAUCCACCGGAGUUACAUGCACAAUAUGAACUGCAGACAUCGGCAAGUGAGCAGCGGUUCGUUGCUUCCGCAUCCCCAGGCCAAUACGUUCACGGCUCUCAUAUAAAAUCUCCACUUCCUGAUCUACCUAUAAACCUCGAUACUUCUAGAUCAUCACACGCUUCAAGUGAAAGAAUAGAUUUUGAUUCAUCGAUGGGGUCUAAUGCUACAGCAAAUACCUAUCAUUCGCAACAAAGCCAAUCUACUGAUGGGCUGAUGGACAAGUUAAAGCUGAUCAAAGAAAAAUUGAAUUAUUUCAAGAACGGCUCCUCGGUACCAUCUACAGAGAGUAUCACCAACACUGCGAUGGAUUUGGAAGUCUUACAGAAAGUGGUAGGUGGCGGUCUCGAGAGUAGCUCAAGCUCAAGAAUACCAACGAACAUUGACGAGCCAUCGCCUAUGAAUCACCUUCCUACAAAAUCGUUUGUUGAACCGCCAUUACCACCUCUUCCGACUACGCCUUCAAGACUAUCCAGCCAAUCUUCAGUGAGACAUUCAGCCGGACAAAAAUAUCCGUUAAAAUCUCCUGUGAGACAACCUACUACUCCAAGGCUACCGAACUUGCCAAAUUCUUUUUCUUCGCCUUCUUCAAGAUCAGGCUCGGUUUCUCCAACAAGGAGGAGACCACCACCAUUAUAA